AUGGCAGCCACAGGAACAGCAACAGCAACUCAAGCUCUCUUCUGCAGCAACUAUCACCGCUCUUUGGUCACAGCAGCUACAAAACCACAGUUCAAUUCCAAAAGACCACCUUCAGUCUCUCUCCAUCAUAAAUUGCAACAAAUUAGAGCUUUUAAUUUCAAAAUCCAAUGCCCUCCAUCAACACAACUAUUCUUGUCCAAAAAUUCCAAUUUCCUUUGCCAAGCGGCCCGCCGCAAACCACCCAUCGUCUCAAACACCAACACCGUCUCAUCCGCCGAAGAGGGCAAUGUUAAUGUACGGAAAGUUGUUCAAAUUAUUCUGUGGGUUGCUGAAGGAGUUUACAUUUUGUGGCUCUUUCUACUCCCUUAUGCCCCUGGAGAUCCAGUGUGGGCUAUCAGUUCAGAAACUGUAAAUUCUCUCGUUGGACUUUCUCUCAAUUUCUUCUUCAUCUUGCCUUUCAUCAAUUCUGUCGGCAUACGUCUUAUUGAUGCCCCAGUUCUUCACCCGAUGUCUGAAGGAUUAUUCAACUUUGUUAUUGGGUGGACUUUCAUGUUUGCUCCUUUGCUGUUCACUGAUUGCAAGAGGAAUAGAUACAGAUGGUCAUUGGAUGUUUUAUGGGGUUUUCAGAUGUUCCUCACAAACACCUUCUUGAUACCCUAUAUGGCUAUCCGGCUGAAUGAGGCUGAUUCCGUCUGUACUCCAAGCAAGCGCUCUCAACUAGGCACUGUCAUGAUCAAUGGUGCACCGCUUGUGGGACUGAUUGGUGGGGCUGCAUGCCUGAUUUCAGUAUUAUGGGCUCUUUUUGGUCGAAUGGAUGGUAAUUUUGGGAGCAUAACAGACAGAUGGGAGUUCUUGGUUAGUUAUGUAGAUUCAGAGAGGCUUGCUUAUGCUUUCAUUUGGGAUAUAUGUCUCUACAUAAUUUUCCAGCCCUGGCUGAUAGGUGAAAAUUUGCAAAAUGUUCAGAAAAACAAGGUUGAUGUGGUGAAUUAUCUUAGAUUUGUUCCGGUGGUUGGCUUGGUGGCCUAUCUUCUCUGUAUGAAUCUUGAUGAGGAACUGUAG
This is a messenger RNA of Dovyalis caffra, 1059 nucleotides long. NCBI's taxonomy places the organism in Eukaryota, Viridiplantae, Streptophyta, Magnoliopsida, Malpighiales, Salicaceae. The record is from the annotation of a GenBank genome assembly.